Messenger RNA from Odontomachus brunneus, 13814 nucleotides. Its product is annotated as CUGBP Elav-like family member 2. Gene Ontology annotation, biological process: regulation of alternative mRNA splicing, via spliceosome; mRNA splice site recognition. Lineage: Eukaryota; Metazoa; Arthropoda; Insecta; Hymenoptera; Formicidae. Gene Ontology annotation, molecular function: mRNA 3'-UTR binding. Gene Ontology annotation, cellular component: nucleus; ribonucleoprotein complex; cytoplasm. The transcript has 14 exons. The record is from RefSeq and is a predicted model, not a curated record. Bases 3151 to 4914 code for a protein of 587 amino acids.
GCUGACUCCGCGAGGUGUACGAGUGCGUACAGCCGCGAGACAGCUGUUUCGCGUACAAACCCGGCGCGCAGAAGUGCGCGCGUUUUCGAGUUAUUCCGCGUGUCCACAUUCUCACGUUCCGUUCUGUUAAUGACGCGCGCGCGGCCUUUUACAUCGCACAUUCCCUACGUCGGUCCGAAAUCGCGGCUCGCGCGCCGCCACACGUGACAUUUAACACAGCAUUUAACGCACUAUGGCCUGAUAUGACUUUAAAGCGACGUGUUCGCUUCGUGAAUUUCCAAAUUUCCAUCCCAACGCUGUGAAUCGCCGCGACCCAUUUCGCCAAACGUACGGCCCUCGACAGGAUAGGAAGUCGGGACGUCGUCAGUUGCUAUCGCUCUCCCCGUUUCGAUAUUGGAGAGCAAAUUCCUCUUUUUCGAAGCGAACUAUUGCUUCUACUACUACUACUACUACUACUACUACUACUACUACUACUACUCCUACUACUGCUACUGCUACUACUAUUGCUACUACUAUUACUACCAGCACUACUAUUACUAUUCCGUCUCGUUCCGGGUCAGUUGUCGCUAAACUCGACUCGCGAAACGUCGGCACCUUCUCGUUCACAGAAACGCAUCGAUCAUAGUACGCUUCGCGUGCCGGAAAAUCACGAGAGCCGCGUGGCGCCGGCGACGCGUUUCGCGUCACGUUCGCCGUGGGAAAGUCUGUACGCGCGUUGUACGAGGAAGUUUACGUUCUAUCUCGCUCGGUUAAUGUGGAGAGCGCCGGCCAUUCGCGGAAAGAACGAAGAUAGUCUCGAGCAACGCUCGCAUCAACGCGCAUCGGGCUCAACGAUGCUCACACAUGGAAACGUACUAGGUCCUCGUCGUAAUAUCGAAACCCGUCUUCAAUCAAGCGAUUAUCUGGCGAGUCGUUCUUAUCGAUUAUUAGCAUACGGUGUCCUUGAGCUCGCAAAGCAUGUGGUAACGAAGACGCGUGCGUUCAGCUGUUGUCGCGCUCGUUUCUGUUUCGCCGUCCCGAAGCGACCGUUUCACGGCUCCGUUCUGUCGGUGCCACUUAUACGUGUUCUUUUGUUCUUUUACAUAAUAUCUAUUAAUAGCGAGUGUCUCUCGAGUAAUUGUUCGCACAGACGUCGCUGUUCGGCCUUCUCCGCUCGAUACUGUGCGACGAGAAACAGAGAGAGAGAAAGAAAGAGAGAGAGAGAGAGCGAGAGAGAGAGAGAGAGAGUGUGCCGCUGGCUCCCGUCGUUACACCAAGUAUCGAUUGCGUCGUUGGAUCGUUCGCCUCGUUAUACGCUACAUUAGACCUGGUCACGCGCGUUACACGUCAACAAUGUUAGGAUUAUGAAUGCGUCGCAUUCAUGAAUCGAGCGCGCGAGCAUCGCGACCGGCGCGCGUCUAUGAUCCGUUUGUUGCGAAACUGGCGCAAUUUACAUAUCGGUAAUCUAGCGCAGCCGCGUUUUCCAUGGAUAUUAGAGCCGAGUUUACCGUAGUUUGAUCGACACACACUCGGUCCGUUCCGCAAUUGUCUCUGUACAAAGACGAGUAGAUUCAGCGGGGAGCCUAGCUUUUAAUUUCGACCGACGUUUGUGCGAGAGCCACAGUUUGAGAGCAAACUGAAUACAUCACGUUCAUUCAAACCGGUGUUUCGCUCGUUUCCGCCGCAUUUUGCGAUUUAACUCACGGCACUCGCCGUGAAAUAAGCGGCUCGCAUAACGCGCCGCGAUGAAACACGAUGAUCAUUCGUUUUCACAGAUUUAAUUAACAUUACAGCGGAGGUCGCAUUAUAAAACGGAUUUUACGGCGUGCGAUCACACCACUUUCGAUUUCCUCUCCGGCAGCCGACUUGAUCCCGACGUUUAAUCACUCGACUAAUCGCUCUCGGCGUCGCGGGCUUUUCAUCGCGAGACGAUUACCGCUGUCUGAACGUGCCGAAUUACGAAAGCUCACUCGAUCACUUGCGCACACUCGACUCGAACUAGUUCCGUUUCAUUUUUGUAAGAAAUGAAAGUUGACCACGAAAAUCGAUCGUAGAUUCUUUCCACAUGCAACAGAAGCGCAAAGCUGCAGCAAUAUCAGUCGGCGUGUCCAUCGUAGAAUUUUUAUAGACAAUACAGCGGGCAAUAGUGUAGACAAUAGAGGAUAGACUCGUUACAAUGAACACUUAAUGUCAACGAGCUCUGGGUCACACGUACAUAGGACAGGUUAAAUCCGCGAGAUACGUUUCGACGGAUCUCUCCCGAAAGAGACCUUUCCGUUGCAAUGUGGGUCGAGCAACCCUGCGUGCUCUCACUCCGGAUCGGCACGUUGCUUUAUCGCGGCACGUGAUGCUCGUGCCAAAGUCGCGCAAGCCAACCAGCCAGCCAGCCAGCCAACCACUCUCGCCACCCGCGGUAUUGUCUGCGCUCGCUCGCUCGCUCGCUCGGCCCUGUGCCGUUCUCUCCUCCGUGUACCUUCUUUCGAUAGUGAGAAACGACACUGCGAAGUGGAGAACCGAAUUGUGUCGUCCGCGGAAGUUCUCGCGUUUGCGGGGCGAAUCGGGAAGAGGUCGCGUUCGCGCACACGGACGACAAGCCCGGCCCCGAAAGAGCCUUGUCGAAGCUACUAUUUUCCCACUUUGCAGACGGAGCACGAACUCGAGGAGGGUUGCGCAUUCGCAUCUGGGAUCGUGUCGCAGCGGAGAUCUUCUAAUACGACGUUCACGAAGUAGUCGUCUAACGAUCUAGAAGUACGAAACGAGCGGAACGAUCGCCAGCAGGAAUCGCCGCGAACGAAUCGAGACUCCUCCAACACGUGUCUCUACUGUCCGCGCUGCUUUUGCGUCGUCGCUUUAAAUCCACGUGUGAUGAGUGUGUGCUUCUUUCUGUGCUGAGAUCCCGAGUGAUAGUCUGGGACCGGGACCCGGCGAACGCCGCAAGAGAAAACGAAAACAGAAAGAAAAGAAAGAGAAAGAGAAAAGUGUUUGUUGUUCGCGAUUGUCGCGCGCGAAAUCAUACGCUUGAGAGGUGUGUCGCCUGCCUGUUCACGCACGUACGGUAGAGUUUGAGGGUUGACGCCUUCAAACCGCAAUCGUACAAUAAUCCUGUCUUCCUCAAGGAUAAACGAACUCGAGCGAAGGAGGCACCGACAACCGGUCGCCAAGCGGACUCCCAUGAAAAUGUUACAGUCGUUGAACGCUCUGGCGGGUAAAAUCUCGCCAGGCUCGCCUACCGACAGCAACGCCAACAAGGUGCACAUGCAUAAUAACAACAACAAUAAUAACAACAACGUGGUGCACCACCACCAUCCGUACUCGAAGCAGCAGGUCCAACCGUCCCCAUCGCACUCAGCCAACGGUGACCAGAAGGAAAACACCGUAAUGAACAACAACAGCGUGGAGCAGCCAGAUCCGGACAACAUAAAGAUGUUCGUGGGUCAGGUACCUCACGACAUGGACGAGAACGACCUGAGGACGAUGUUCGAGGAGUACGGCCGAGUGCACCAGAUAAAUAUCCUGCGGGACAAGAUCACCGGCAGUCACAGGGGAUGUUGCUUCGUGACCUUUUACACCAGGAAGGCGGCGUUGGCGGCGCAAAACGCUCUCCACAACGUCAAGACCUUCAGCGGGAUGCGCCAUCCGAUCCAGAUGAAGCCCGCCGACAGCGAGAACCGGAACGAGCGCAAGCUGUUCGUCGGUAUGCUGUCGAAGAAGUUCACAGAGAACGACGUUAGGAACAUGUUCAGCGUCUACGGGAUGAUCGAGGAAUGCUCGGUGCUGAGGGACAGCACCGGGAAAAGUAAAGCCUGUGCCUUCGUUACCUUCGCUAGUAAGCAGUACGCUAUCAACGCCAUCAAAGCUCUGCAUCAUUCCCAGACAAUGGAGGGUUGCUCGUCGCCGCUAGUCGUGAAAUUCGCGGACACGCAAAAGGAAAAGGAUCAGAAAAGGAUGCAGCAAAUCCAGUCGAAUCUUUGGAACAUCGCGGGAGUCAACAUCACGCCGCAUUACCUGACCAACGAUACGCAUACGCUGGCGCCUGCGUCGCUGCAGCUGUUGCAGCAAUUGCAGGCGACGACGAGCGCCGCGACUCCGGUCGCUGCGAACACGGCGGGGGCGAAUGCACUGUCGAAUGUACAGCAUCAGUUGCUGCUGCAACAACACCUUGGCCUUGGUGCGGCAACACCUGCGCAUGCCGCGCCCCCCGCCGUACCGAGCCCGCCGGAAAUCAACCCCGCGAAUCUGCAAAGUCUGGCCACUCUCGCGUCCCUGAGCAAUACUGCUGGUGAGUAUGCGAAUGCGGGAGUAUCGCCGAUGAGUAUGCAGAACCUCGUCACCCUGGCAGCUAUGACCGGCGGAAACGGCAACCUCCAGGUGUCGCCAAACACGUUAAGCGGCCUGGCGAAUUCGACAGCAGGUAUGUCGCUAUCUGCUCUUCUGGGAAAAACAGGAAAUACAGGGUCUACCGGGGGCAGUCUCAGUCCUGUGACAUCCCUCACGCUCAACUCUUUGACGGGCACACCACUAAACGGGCUUCAAGACUCGCUAAGCAACGCUUAUUCCAGUUUGCAGCAAUAUGCAGGGUUCCCGGCGUUCACGGCGGCUGCGGCCGCUGCGGCGGCGGCGGCGCAGAAGACGAAGUUCAGCAACACGGACAAGCAGAUUGAGGGUCCCGAAGGUUGCAACCUCUUCAUCUACCACCUGCCGCAGGAAUUUAGCGACACGGACCUCAUUUCCACCUUCUUGCCGUUCGGCAACGUCAUAUCCGCCAAAGUUUUUAUAGAUAAGCAUACGCACAUGAGCAAGUGCUUCGGUUUCGUGUCAUACGACAACGCGUCGAGCGCGCAAGCGGCGAUCCAGACGAUGCACGGUUUCCAGAUCGGCAUGAAACGACUGAAGGUCCAGUUGAAACGGUCCAAGGACGCCUCCAAGCCGUACUAGCCGAUGUCACAGACCGUUCGUAGGUAGAUACCAAGGACUUCUCGGACACCUCGCCUCGGCUCGACGGCGUCCUUAAUCGGGGGCGGCGCUCGCGCGUACAAAUUAACAACCGCGUCGGUUGACACACGACUGUUCCGCUGUGCGGGAUCAUCUCGCGCAGGCUAGCUAAUAGGUCAUCUUUAGGUAUAUAGGCAAACGAAGAAAGUAUUCCACGAUGCUCUCUAGUCAAGCGAUAUUUUUCACGAAGGUAGCGCGAGCUAACGGGCUACGAUCGAGCGUCCUCUGGACGCCGAAGAGGAGACGUCUCGCCGUUCGACACCUUCGCCGUCCUAUCGAAACAAGGCUGUGAUAAUCCAGAAGACUCUCUUGUCCAUCGGACUGACUUUUUUUCCGAGGUGCAGGAACGUACUCUUUAUCCUUUUAACGUGUCGCUUGUGCGAACUGUCCCGCCGAACUGUCUUCACUUUCUUUUUACCUGCCGGUCCGCCCGUGUGUGAACUCGAGUACAUUUUUAAUCCAACGAUCUGUCUACUCCGCUCACGUCCGUGCCACGUCGCGUUCGUGUGUCGUAGUCACCGUCUGUUGACCCUUUUUAGUGUCGUAUUAAAUAUAUACAAGUCCCGACUGCUUUCUCUCUUCGACAAUCCAUUCCAGUAAUUUUAUGGACAGACAGGAUAGAAUUAACGAGUCAGUAUUAUUAUUUCAGGCAGCUCGCUCCCGUAGACUGUAGUGACCGAUUUCAGAGAUUAUGACAAUGGAAUCUAUUCCUAGCGCACGCUCGUAUCGACGAGAUAUAAUUAAUCGUGAUCGAGACCGCGAAAGCAACGAACGUCUAUGUAGCUCUAAGAAUCUCCGUGUACGACAGUAUAAAAGUUCCACCUAGAGUGACACAGUGGCGCUUAACGCGUUGAAUAAGAUAACGGAUGCAACUCGUGAUGCACCUCAAACAUGCAUUUCGAGAACGGGUUUUCUCGAACUCGUGACUAAAUUGCAACGAAUAUAGUCUCCUCCGAAAUAAAUAAUACGUGCAGCUUCCAAAGACUUUUCCGUUUACGCACUAAACUGCGCGACGAAUAAAAGCUUCUAGAGUUCAAGCUGAUCCGAAUCUCGGAUAAAAGCUCGUUACGUUCUCAGGAACGGGCUUCGGCGCGGCGCGAAUCUAGCGUUAAACGCGUUCAUUCGCUUCCGGAUUCAAUCUGUGUCGUACGCGAAGAACGUGUUCGAAUAUGAACGGUGCACGCUUGAAGAUUGAACAGCCACACGUUCGUCGCUAAACGCGCGACUCUCGUAAUACGGGUCUUUCUCACUUGCUCUCUCUUUCUCUGUCUGUCUCUUUUUCUCUGUCUCUCUUUCUCUUAAAUCGUAAUAUUCGCCCGUAUUAUCGCACGGUGUCGAGAACAUGUUCGUCUUUUCGAAUCUCGAAGGUGCAAAAUUCGCCGGCACGUUUCACGGCGAUGCAAUCAAACUACGUCUCGUUGUAAGGGCUGCCAGUAUAAAGCUUUCUGUGCUAACUUACUGUUGCACAAAGUGGAAUUACGUACGUGAAGUUCACUAACAUACGUAGCUUUUUCCCCCCUAGGAGAGUAAGAGUAGCUCGCUUUUGAAUUUUCACGCAGCGUUCUCAAGUCGUAUCUUGUAACUAUUUGACGAUUUGAUUUUUUCUUUCUGUUGUUUUCAUUUUUCCUGUAUUCUUUGUAACUUAUUUCUUUCUACUUCUCUAUCUAUCUCUAUUUCUUUGUCCCUCUACUAUCUUUAUUCUCUAUCUCAAUAACCACGUAUAGAGUUUGAGCCGGUAAUCGUACCGGCGGUAAAGAUACGAGCGAUGCACACAAGGACCUACCUCACUCAUUUGUAAUUAUACCAGCAGCUAUUAUGCCGCGCGUGUAUCCUUCGUUCACUGUUCGAGGCGCACAGAAUUCGAUACGGUCUCACGUGAUAAUAAUAUCACUAAGUCGAUGUAUUAUUAUCACAUAUUUUUUUUUUAAUUUAAUGGUUAAUCACACGCUACGACGCUUUAUUAGUUAGUAGUACUAACAUUGCUAUGUGAUUUUUGGGGUGGGGGGAGGGGGGAGGGGACGACGAAGCCGAUCGUCGCAAGCGAUGGGUAAGAUACGCCAAACGCUUUCGUAUAAAUGAAGUUAUAACGGUGAUUCGCGUCCACGAAGUUUAUUCCGCUAGUCGUGAUUAUACGGUUGUCGCGCGAUUAACGUUCUCGAACAAUCGACAAAGACAACGGCUUUCGACUACGGAACGACUGUUGCAGUUAUUCGCAUGCGAUUUGCAUUCGGAAACGGUUGGCGAAUUUCACCGAGCGCGUUGUAUCGGCAACGAGUUUCCACUGAUGCGCCGUCAAACACUUUGUUUCUCUUUCCUUGUGACUGUCUGUCAAGCUGAACAAAGUGGACGCUCGUUGCUGAAAAGGACGGUUCGGCAAACUACCUGUGUACACGAUGCACGGUGUCGUCGGUUUUGGAGGCCCCGCGAACGUCACCUUUGAUGUUCAAACUUUGACUGAUGGUCAAAGCGAUUCGGCGCGCUGUGCGCGCAAUUUUCUUAUCAAACGUGUAACUUUCGCGAUAACCGCUAACCGUUCAAGUGUUAACUCUACGCUUACGAUUGCGCGAAUUAUGUAACGAUUCACCAUUCUGUGUUAAAUUUUACCUUGCGCGCGAGGUGAAGCUUGACUAAUACAUUGGACAGUUUACUUGGGCUCUCUGCAGACUGUUGACGAAAUUAAUCAUUCUUUCGAGUUCUCUGUCUUGAGGAACACCGUGGCCACGCGAGUUUUCAUCAUCAACGAGUGAUAGUUCACAAGCAUUGUCAGUCUGCAGAGGCGUAUAGAACGGGUAUCUCGCGGGGCCCCAGUGGAACCAUCACCGCGCGCGUUUGCUCGGGGAUGAACCUUCAUAUUUGGUGUGUGGUGGUGACUAACCUGUCCGUGUGUUUGUUUGUGUGCCAGCAGGUGGCCUGUGACGUUGUGACCGUGUACUCUCAAUCGGAGUCGCCGUGCCAUGUCAGUCUCAGUCAGUCAAAUCGGUAUCGAUCGUUCGCUCGACCGGUCGAUCGAUCAGUUACGACUCCCCAGUCAGUCUCUCGAUCGAUUUAUCUGUGUCUGUCGGUGCCUGUACAAAGAACAACACCCGCCCAACACGCGCUCUCACUUCUACCGUAAGAUCCUCCACCCCGCCGACCUAUUCUUCUCACUCUCUCUCUCUCUUCGUCUCCUACCCUCGACCCUCUCGCGAGCCGUUAUCAUCUGUCCACGACGACGAGGUUGCGAAAUCGCUCCCGUUUCCCGCGAUCGCGCCGAGAGAAGAUCGUCGCCACGUCGAUCCACGAAAGUCACACGCCUCGUUCUCUCGAUCGCGGCUGCGUGCGCGAAACCCCCUGCGGACAAAUUCCCGUGGACGGCCGUCGGACUCGCGGAAGAAUUCACGCGGACGCCGAAGGUGUGUGGAAAUUCGCGACCGAAAAAAUUGCUGCGCGCAUGCAGAGGAACACGACGAAGAGAAAACGCCAGGGAAGCGGAACGAGAGGCGGAAGGCGAUGCACCGACGACCGAGCUGGGUUCCUCGAACGAAGCUAAAACGCGCUAUGUUAACCGUCUGUCUAUCCCACGGUCCUGUGUAUAUACAGAUAUAUAAAUAUAUUAUAUGUAUAUAUACGCACAUAUAUGUGCACGUGUGUAUGUAUGUGUGUGUGCGUGCAUGCGUGCCUGUGGGUAUGUGCGAAUGUACGCGCGUGUGUCGAGAGCGUGACGAGGAUUCUCGUAGCUAACUGGCAAUGAGCGACACUCUUCGUCUUACGCGGUCUUCACGACGAAACAGGACAAAAGGACAAGAAACGUGCGGCACGUGCCGCGAACCGUAUGCGAAAAGUUUCUUAUACAUAACUAUACAUAAACAUAGGUAUACAUACAUGUUCAUAAAUCGAAUUAUCGACUGAAAACUAUUUUUAUCGGCUCUAUUGUCGGGAUCGCUGUCGGCGCCUCGGCGCUUGUUUAUAUAUAUAAAUAAACGUGCAGACGCACACACACACGCAUGUGAGUCGCGACGAAUUGAUAUCGAUAUGGAUAUGAGUGCGUGUGUGCGCGUGUCUAUCUGUCUGUCUGUCUGUGUGAAGGGACGCGGGAGACGGAGGCUGGAAAUGGAAACGUGAAAGGACGAACAAUGAUCGUGCGGGACCGGCGCGCGUGCGAUUUCUUAGGCUUAGAUCGUGCAAACAUACCAAAAACGGAACGGAUACAAAGAAACAAAACAAAACCGGUUGCGGAGAAGCCGGAGUAUAAGAGACAUUUUGUAAUAAUGACUUUGUGAUAAGAUUGUAUCGUAUAGGAACCGAGAAGGAUAUGCGGGGCCGCUUUCCGAUCCCGUAAAGGGCGAAAUUUACCGAGCGAAAUCACCACGUUCGAUCGCUCAAGAUUAACGCGAAUCGAACGCGUUCGAUACCAUCGCCGUCAAAAACACUGCGAACGUAGACAAGUACGCGAGACGCGGUGAAUUUUUAAACGAAUUUUACCGUCGGCUGAAUUUCUCGACCGCGCACUCACAUCGUCUUCUUCGUCAGGUUCGCGAGUUGCAUCUUGUGCGAACUGGAGUGACGUUAGCCAGAGUUAAGAGUAGGAUCGAUCGUACAAGCUGGUUGGAUUGACACGACGAGCUGAAAGUCUCCACACACCGACGCGCACGGUCAAAAGAAAUCAGAAUAUCGUGGAACGAUAUGCCAUGACGUGUGAAAACAUCGAAAUUAAUUUUUAGAUUUAUUAAAAGUACUUAUGACACCGGCUCAGGUCAAUUUAUUCGGUAAAUUGUUAAUUAGACGAAUGUUUAAGGACACAACAAGUCCCGUCGGAUCGGUUCGUGGAGACUUGGCAUCGCGCUAAUGUAAUCUAACAACGUACUUCUUCACACCUGAGAUCUAUCUUCGCUUUAUUUUGAUUAACAAUCACAAUAUUCGUUAUAUUCUACGUUCGAGAUGAAACAAACGUAUCGGUAUUUACGUUGCGAGCAAAUAGAUAUAGACGUUUUAUUUUUGAAGAUGCGAAGAAGACGCAAGUGACGAAAUUUCAGAGCGUCGCGUGGAUGUUUUCGAAGUAACACGAUAAGACGUUUACGACGUUCGUUGAACGUUUUCCCUCCGGAAGUUUCCUCAGCCCGGGAGUUUUCCGAACAACAAAGACGCGAAUUACAAGCUGAAAUAACGGGUGGGAAUCGAAGACGUAUUUUACGCAGCAGCUUCCUUCCGACGUUCCUCAAGAAACCUUCGUGCUGUCUUUUUUCAUGACAUUGUCAUGAUGCCUUUUCAUGAUCAUUGUCCACACACACCUCAAGUUUCGACAUAAUACAUAUCCUCCCAUUCCUCGUUUUUUCUCGCGUAUUGUCAAUAUUGGACAAAGCAAAUUUGCGUGUAUUUGAUUAUUGAAUGGCAAUUACGUUCUUUUAAAAAUGGAAUAGUUUAUUGUGGUCGUUUUUAUGUUUUUAUAUUUAGGGUAUUUGGAAGUGAUCUCGGAAUUCUUAAAUGUAAAAUAGAUACGAUAUCGUUGAAAAAGAACAACAAUUAAUUAUUGUUGAUUUGUCAUUCGAAAAUGAUGUUUCUUCGGGAUACCGAGAUAUAUCAAUUUUGCUCGCUUUGUCAUUAUUAAAUGCUAUUCCACGGUUAAAUUUACGUGAUCUUGCUUUGCCACCAACAACAUUAACAUGCACACGUGCGUCAGACCAAAUGAAUGGAGCAACCGGUGUCGUUGCGAAUAAAAUUCUCACGAACAAACAAGCUUUACCCGACACUUGCGAUCGUCUUGGAUGAGCAGGGGAGACGUCGCGCUCCGUGCAAGUUACCAAAGAUGUGUCUUUAAUUAAUUGAUGUACUUACACAACAACGCUAACGACUAAUCCUCCACGUUGAUGUUGAGCGUCUGCGCAUGAAGCAAAACUAAAUCUAUGUGUAGAAUACUGUUAUUUCAUAUAUAACGACUAACGAUAUAACAAACGAUUUAAAAAACAGCAAAUAAAAUCGAGUUUUCGACCAUACGAAUACAGAUUUUGACGCAAAUGUCAGACUUGGUGUUCAAGAGAUAGUAUUGCGGAUUAAUCGUUGCGUUAAUUAUUUAAGCACAGAAUCCAUACGUGCAAACAACUGUCAGGCACAUAAAUGAUGUAACUCAAAAUUAUGCGUAAAAUAUCAAAUCUUUUAAAAGUAUUACAGUAUUCAACACAUAGACUACAUAUGCGUAAACGAUCAACGUCAACGAGCCACACAUGUUAAGUCGGUCGACUAACAAUAGCAAAACGAGCACGCGUACACGUUAGUCUUGUGCGUAUACAAAUAGAGCCUAGUCACAAAUAUCGUUAACAAUCGAAGAGUCGUUUCUAUGUUCGUGUCAUUCUUAUCAUCGUCCUCAGCACGUGCUGACGUUACUGUUAGUGCUGCUACGUUUAUCAUAUGUGGCUAUUAUUAUUAUUAUCACUAUGUUCAUCUUUAACUAGUUUAUACUUGUUGCUCUAAUUUUUGAUUGCUAUUAUUAUUAGAAUUAUUAUUAUUGCUAUUAUAAUUCGUACCUAUAGUUAUUUUAUUUUAUAUUAUUAUUCUUAGUAUUAUUACUAGUUAGUACUCUAUGAUGGCGAAUGAUGGCAUCGUUGGCAAUUAUUAUUACUAUUAUGACCAUUACUUCUAUUACUUUUAUAUGUGUAUUAUUGCACUUUGCGCGACAGCGAUCGCGAUUAUCGUCUGUUACUGUUACCGAUAUCGAUCGCUCGACUUUAAUUUAGCGAUGCCUCGAUGGCAGACUAUCAGUGUAAAUUAGGACCAGGUCAACCGGGUACUUUUAUCUUUGUUCUUAUAGUACACUGCGUGCGAACGAGUGGUUUCUUUCGCCAUUAAAUAACACGAGUCGCGUAUCUGCGCGCAAUCAUUACACGGUCAAAUAAGGAUCACUCUCUGAGACGGUCGUUUCUUAAACGAAGCACAUUAGAGCGGGACAAUGUACUUACGACGUUAACAAUUUGUUUCGUGUUUGCUCGCGCAUUAGCUAUUCCAAAAAUUGGAUCAAACUGAUUGACAAGAGCAAACUGAGACAUUUGAGAUCUCCUCUCUAGCGUUAAGAUAGCUACCAACAUUGACAAAGGUUGACGAAAAAUGUUACAAGAUACCGUCGUUUUUCUUUUAAGAGACAUACAUUGAAAACUUCUUGCGCGUAUGUCUCAAUUUCUUGCGAAGCAAAAAUGAAGAGGAGCACUUCUCAUGAUACAUUCUUACUGUAUGAAUCGUUCUCAAUUCUCUUAUGCAACCGGAAAAUAUGAAUUUUUAAUUUUGCCUUGCUUACGUUAUACCACACAUUUAUAGCGUGAAACGCGUUAUUAUGAUGUAACUAAUACUUAGGUAAUCCCGCCGCACUUUAGUGGUAUAAGUUUCGAUUUCCUUUCCUCUUGCUUUCUCGCAACACGAACCGACCGACUCGGUGAUCCUGUUCGACCGACGUUUCAAUGGCACGGUCGUCACGAAAUUAUUAUUUUUAUGUUCGCGCAACCCAAAUUUGUCGAUAGAUUAUAUUUCUGUUUUUACAUGUUUCAGUUAUUAUAGUCGUAAGACUACUCUGUUACCGUCGAGUACACCGUCUUAGCGUCGUUCAUCUGUCGUGCUUCUUUAUUUUUCGUUUUCUUACAUGCUAGAAAUCGAAUUUGUUCUUUUUCUUUAGUUUUGUUCGUCCACCGCGUUUCUCUCCUCUAGUGUAUAAAUUGUAUGCCGCUUAUUUUUAUUAUUAGAGAAUGGGAUGCGCCCCGAUCGGAGCUUUCGAGAUGACGAAUCGUGUUGAGUCGAAUGCACAUUUGUUCUUAGUUUUAGCACGUUGGGUGUUGGUUGCUAUUCGCUAGUUUGCAUGUAAACUUUGCUUAGUAUUAUAUAUUUUAAUUUUAUAGAAGAAAUGUGACACGUAGGACAGAACCGGCCGAAGUUAACGAUUGAUUGAUUUGAUGAAAUGAACGCAAACUCGAUGCCGUCAAAAGCCAGAAUUUGAUAUUGACAAACACGCUCGUGUCGAAAGCAUCAAAAUUCCGUCAGUAUCAAAUAUCACAUGUAUAAUUUUGCCUCCAGCACUCAACAUGUUAAAUAUUCUUAAUUUAAACGUUGCAAAUAGCGCGAUGUCCAGUAAUGCUGCAACAAUGACAUGGGGCUAUUUGCGUGUUAUACGUGUGAAAUGUUUAAUUUAUCAGAGCGUGAGACCAAGGAUGACAUUUUUAUGAAUUUACAGCUUGCACGUUCAGACCAUUUACUGAUAACUUGUUACGUUACGUGUUAAGUUUCUGUUCCAAGUGUCUACUGCCGACGUAUUUGAGUCGCGUAUCAUCGAGAUGCUCCGAGAGACACGGUCGAUCCCACUCUUUUAAUAAAACCGAUUCGGUUCUCAGCGAUCGAAGGAUAGAUAAUGCGAAUAGAGUAUCGAGACUUAUCGUUGUGGUUACCCUUCACGUGUGUAUUGCGACGGCUUUUUAUGCGCACGCGCACGCGUGUGUACGGGCAUUAAUUGUGUUUUUGUAUGUAUGUACCUCUGUCACGUACGGACGUAUACAUAUGAUGUAAUAAAUGUCUGCGUGAGCGAUACCGUUGAUCGCCGGAGUGUCGUCGCGUUUAACGUCGCGCUCAACGUCGCGCUCUGCGUUUAUUCUUGAUUCUCUACCCUUUUUUCUUUUCUUCUUUUUAGUACUCUCGUACUCUUUUUUUUUUUCUUUUGUUCAAUUACCGUAACCACUUUUCGGCUUUGAACGGUUGACGGAGAAAUCGCGGAGAUCAUGUUAGCGUAUCGUUGAAUAUACUUAUAUUUUUCUUUUCUGUUCUACUUCGUCUACAACGCGGUCAGCAUGUGACGUAUGUUGAAAAUAACAAUACAUAUAUUUAUUUUGUUGUUUUAA